AGAUGUGACUGAAAAAUUUAGGUCAUUAAUUUUCCUUACUACUAUUACUUAAAUACAGAUAUUGAUGCCUAAGCAGAUUCCUUAUUCAUUAAAUAAAAAUCAGGAAUUUUGGGUUAUUAUAAUUCAUGCAUAUUUCCUUAUUUACCUUCUCCUUUGCAUUUUUUUGGCUUUUCAUUUUCAUUUUCUUUGCUUAUACGUUUGACUCACAUUAGUUGGAAUGUUAGAUUUUUUUGGCCAUUUUGGUAUAUAUAUAUAGACUUAUAGAGUGAUAUAGUGAAAUUAGAAAAUAUUAAGAAUGAGAAUGUGGGUGUGGUUGUUUGGCGCGGUGGUGGCUGCGGCGGCGGUGGGUGGUGCAUGUGGCGGCGCAGUCACCUAUGACGGGAGGUCGCUCAUCAUCGACGGCCACCGGAAACUCAUCUUCUCCGGCUCAAUCCAUUAUCCUAGAAGCACACCUGAUAUGUGGCCAUCACUAAUAUCCAAAGCCAAAAGCGGGGGACUAGACGCCAUCGACACUUACGUUUUCUGGAACCUUCACGAGCCCCAACCAGGACGGUAUGAUUUCAGUGGAAGACGUGAUUUGAUGAGUUUUAUAAAGGAAGUACAUUCUCAAGGCUUAUAUGUUUGCCUUCGGAUUGGGCCAUUUAUCCAGGGUGAAUGGUCUUAUGGAGGAUUGCCCUUUUGGCUUCAUGACAUACCCAACGUACAAUUCCGAUCCGAUAACGAACCAUUUAAGUUUUACAUGCAAAAUUUCACUACAAAAAUAGUGAACAUGUUGAAAUCGGAGAAUUUAUAUGCUUCUCAAGGAGGACCCAUCAUUAUUUCCCAGAUCGAAAAUGAAUAUCAAAAUGUGGAAAAAGCUUUUGGUGAUGGUGGGCCGUCGUAUGUUCGUUGGGCCGCUGCGAUGGCUGUGGGCCUCAACACCGGCGUGCCUUGGGUUAUGUGCAAGCAAGACGACGCUCCCGAUCCAGUGAUUAAUUCUUGCAAUGGGAUGAUGUGUGGAGAGACAUUUGUUGGACCAAAUUCACCAAAUAAGCCAGCAAUGUGGACAGAAGACUGGACCCAUUUCUAUGACAAUUAUGGCAACACCACCAAACUCAGACCAGCUCAAGACAUUGCAUACCAUGCUGCUCUAUUCAUAGUCAACAAGACUGGAAGCUACAUAAACUAUUACAUGUAUCACGGAGGAACCAAUUUCGGAAGAAAUGCAUCCGCGUUUAUGAUAACUAGUUACUAUGACCAAGCUCCAUUGGAUGAAUAUGGUUUAAUCAGACAGCCAAAAUGGGGUCAUUUAAAAGAGUUUCAUGCAGCAGUGAAGCUGUGUUCACAAACAAUACUUUAUGGAACAAAAACUAAUAUCUCUUUAGGUCCAUUGCAACAGGCCUAUGUCUACAAUGGUGAAAAUGGAGAAUGUGCAGCAUUUCUUGUGAACAAAGAUGCAGCAAGUGAUCCUGAUGUGCGAUUUCAAGACCGAACCUAUAGACUCCCACGAAAGUCGAUUAGCAUCUUGCCCGACUGCAAAACUGUCGCGUUCAACACGGCCAAGGUAAGUAGCCAAUAUAGUACUAGAACAAUGAGGGCCGUUGCGAAGCUGAAUUCACCAGAGAUAUGGCAAGAAUUCGAUGAAGUUAUUCCAUCUUUCAACGAUACCUCGUUGAGAUCAGACUCACUCCUCGAGCAGAUGAACACUACCAAAGAUGUAUCUGAUUAUCUAUGGUACACUACAAGCUAUGAGCAAUCCGAGGAGUUGAACUCUGUGAUCACAGUGGAUUCUAACGGCCAUGUGUUAUGCACAUUUGUGAAUGGAGAAUUUCUCGCCUCGGGACACGGGAUCUAUAGGAAUCAAAGCUUCAGUUUGGAGAGUGGUGCCUCUUUGAAGAGUGGUGUAAACAACAUCUCCUUGCUAAGCAUUAUGAUUGGCCUACCGGAUUCAGGGGCAUUUAUGGAGAAGAGAGCUUCUGGAUUGAGAAAUGUGAGCAUUGGAGACAAAGACUUGACCUUUUCUUCAUGGGGAUAUCAGGUUGGAUUAGUAGGAGAGAAGCUGCAGCUUUACACAGAAGAAGGCUCUAGCAAAGCAGAAUGGAGCAAAUUCAACCGAUAUUCACAGCAACUUAAAUGGUACAAGGCAAGAUUUGAUGCACCGGAGGGGACUGAUCCCGUCGCGCUAAAUCUUGGCACGAUGGGGAAAGGCGCAGCAUGGAUCAACGGUGAAAGCAUUGGGCGCUACUGGAUCUCCUUUCACCAGCCUAACGGCCUGCCUUCGCAGAUAUGGUACAAUAUACCAAGAUCCUUCCUCAAGCCUAGUGACAACCUCCUAGUACUAUUCGAGGAAGAAGCCGGGGAUCCUCUAGGCGUGUCAGUAGACACUGUCUCGAUCACAAAAGUAUGCGGGCACGUCUCAGGUUCCAAUCCGCCUCCAGUGGCUUCGUAUCUGAGGCAACGGGGGAGGAGGCCUAAAGUCCAGCUGCGUUGCCCUCCGAGCAAAAACAUCUCCAACAUUUUGUUUGCAAGCUUUGGGAGCCCUUCGGGUGAUUGCAGCAGCUAUGCUCCCGGGAGAUGCCACUCGACUAGUUCAUCCGCUGUCGUGGAAAGAGCUUGUUUAGGGAGGAGGAAGUGCUCGGUCCCUUGGUCGUAUAGAAGCUUUGGAGGCGAUCCAUGUCCCGGUGUUUCAACACAUCUGCUGAUCGAGGCCGAAUGCCAGUGAUGGUGGAUAUACAAUAGGAACCAGAAGACACAAGGUUAUACAAAAGGGAUCAAACACAUUUAUGUUAGAACCAAAAGAAUAAAGAGCAAGUUACAUAGAAAAUGCAACAAAACAACUAAUUUCCAUUUAAUGCCUAUGUAUCCUCUGAUAUUCAGUGUAUGAUUCAAUAGAAAAUUUUCAGUUAUUCUGCA
Molecule: messenger RNA, 2892 nt
Organism: Salvia splendens (bonfire salvia)
Lineage: Eukaryota; Viridiplantae; Streptophyta; Magnoliopsida; Lamiales; Lamiaceae
Product: beta-galactosidase 16
Exons: 19
Coding region: 296-2701 (801 amino acids)
Biological process (GO): carbohydrate metabolic process
Molecular function (GO): carbohydrate binding; hydrolase activity, hydrolyzing O-glycosyl compounds
Source: RefSeq, a predicted model, not a curated record